UCCCUUUACGCUCCUCGCCGCGCGCACGCGCCCUGCACCCGCCUCAGCCGCCGCUUUGUGCUCACCGCUCCCGCCGCGUCCGUUCCUCCUGCGCUUCCUCUCCGGUCCCUCCUCGGCGCGUUCCGGGCACAUAAAUAAAGAACUGUGUGGAGACUGCGACAUCGCAGGGUCGCCAUGGGCCGCUCCUCCAAGGACAAGCGCGACAUUUACUACAGGCUGGCCAAGGAGGGCGGCUGGAGAGCCCGCAGCGCCUUCAAACUGCUGCAGCUGGAGCAGCGCUUCCAGCUCUUCCAGGGGGUCCGCCGCGCCGUGGAUCUUUGUGCUGCCCCCGGGAGCUGGAGCCAAGUGCUGAGUCGGCACCUCAGGGGCUCCGAGGGGUCCCCAGCCCAGGUGGUGGCCGUGGAUCUCCAGGCCAUGGCGCCGCUCCCGGGGGUGCUGCAGAUCCAGGGGGACAUCACCAAGGCCUCCACAGCCCAGGAGAUCCAGCGGCACUUUGAGGGGCACCCGGCCGACCUGGUGGUCUGUGACGGGGCCCCUGACGUAACAGGGCUGCACGACCUGGACGAGUACAUCCAGGCCCAGCUGCUGCUGGCAGCGCUGAACAUCACCACCCAUGUGUUGAAGAAAGGUGGCACCUUUGUGGCUAAAAUUUUCCGGGGGAAGGAUGUGACCCUGCUCUACUCCCAACUGCGCCUCUUCUUCCCCGACGUCACCUGCGCCAAACCCCGCAGCAGCCGCAACUCCAGCAUUGAGGCUUUUGUGGUGUGCCGUGGCUACAGCCCCCCUGAGGGCUUCGUGCCCACCAUGGACAACCCCCUGCUGGACCCCGAGGCAGGCCUGGCCCUGUCCCAGCUCUCGGGGCCCUCCCGUGUCAUUGUCCCCUUCGUGGCCUGCGGGGACCUGAGCGCCUACGACCCCGACCGCACCUACCCCCUGCAGCUGGACCCAGACAAGCCCUACACCUACGUGCCCCCCCCUGCCCCCCCCAUCGCCCCUCCCUACGCCCGGGCCUGUCAGCUGCGCCGGGGGGGGGCCCGGAGACCCUCGUGGGGGGAUGAGGGGGACAAGCCAGAGCUGCAGGAGCCUGGAGUGGGGACCCCCUUGAGUGUGCAAGGACCCCCGAGCCAGGGGGAGGGACCCCCGAGCCAGGAGCUGCGCCGGCUCCGUCUCUUGGACUGAAACUGGUGCAAGAGCCCUCGUGGGUGUGCAAGGCACGGCCCCCCCGUGACGCAGCCCCCCAGGACCCCCCA
Messenger RNA from Pseudopodoces humilis (Tibetan ground-tit), 1250 nucleotides. The record is from RefSeq and is a predicted model, not a curated record. NCBI's taxonomy places the organism in Eukaryota, Metazoa, Chordata, Aves, Passeriformes, Paridae.